GGACAGCGACGGCAGUUGUAACUGUUCGUGAGUGAGAUCAUUUUUGUCUGAGUUUGCAGCUAUUUAAUGUUAUUAUUUAUGGCAGGUGAUUGUGGAAGAAUGUGAACCGCCGGAGGGGACUAUGAAUCGCAUUAUAUCUGGUUCCAUGUAAGGCUUUAUUGCUGUUUUAACAAUAUUUUUGAAGCCGAGGAGCUGCAAGAAUAAAACCACUUCAGCGACAGACCGCGGGAAAAUGUCGUUAUUUCCUGUGCACUAAAGUCUUGGCGCGACAUUACGGUUGUAAACAACAAGAGGACUCAGUAGUGCACACAAAUAAGCAAGCAAAAAUUGAGUCACAGAUAUUUGGAAUAAUGGAGGACACUGACACCAAUUACACCUCUGGUCUCUUGGUACCUGAUGUCAGUGAAGAUUCUGUGGAUAUCUAUGAUGGCCUGGAUACUGGUUUUAGCAGCAGUGCAGAGAAGCCACCUUCAUGUGCUUCUCAGCUGAAAGACUCACUGGAUCUGUAUGAAGAAAUUGUCGCAGAGGAGCAGCAGAACAGAGAGUCUUCUUGUGCUCAGUUGAAGUCCAGGCUCCAAGCAGCUCAAAACCAAAUCAAACAGUUGCAUCGGAGACUGGAGCAGGUGGAAAUGCAGAAAACAGGGUUAAUCUUGGAAAACUGCUGUCUCAAAAAGAACAUCUCAGCACUUUUACAAACAGCUAGACAGGAAGUGGCACGAAAAGAUGCUGAGAUUCAGUGGCUGAAUCAGCGGCAAAUGAAAAGUCGUCAUCAUCGUCAGUUUCACAAUAAUCAGAAUUCCUCAAGCUGGACCUCCACAGGCAGCUCCAGCAAUAAGCCACCUACCUCUAGUCCUCUGCCACCUCCUCCACCAUCUUCACCUCCUAGGGAGAAUCAGCAUUCAAGGAAUUCACAUCAACCUUCAGUAAAAGAAAGCAACAAUUCCACCAGUCAGCCCCUUGGCUCCUGUGCUGAGACAAGUGCUUCUAAAUCAUCUUCUCAUAGUAAUUUAAAAAGUACCUCAAGGGGGGAUUGUAAAAUACCUGACAAACAGACUGAGCACUCUGUCAGCAAAUGCAGCAGCAGUUCAUCCACCCAACAUAGUGAGUUGGACAAACACAAGUCUAAGCACAGAGAGGAAAAAUAUCAAAGUCAUAAACUUUCUGAAUCAACAGAUAGGAGACAUAGAUCUAAUUCAGAUCCCAACAAGGAUUGUCAUGACAAGAACAGGUCUCAUAAAGCAGAAAAAAACACCGGACGAAAUUUUGAUUCCAGGUCAUCUAAAAGCAGGGCCUACCUAAAUGUUGAGGGGCGCCACAGAUCAGACAGGGUUAAAAGCCCUCCACCAGUGAUUUUACACAGCGCAGCUUCCUCUGAUGGCACCAAAGGGAGAAGUCGAGAAUGGAGACAAAAUAAAGCUAAAUUGUUGUCAUCAGACUUGGAACAUAGUGCAACUCAAAUCUCUAAAGAGAGCUAUAGCCGAGAUCAUAGAAAACUCAAGACUAGUGACAGACAUAGCAGAAGCUCAGACUCAAAGGACCGGACAAAGUCCUCUUCAAGUCAACAUGCUGAGCGGUACAGUGAUUCCUCCAAAGUGAGGGAAGGAGAGCGACUUUCAAAGGAUUAUCAACGGAAGGAGCAGAGGCAACGAGAAGAUGAAAUAAACAGAAAGCACAAGGGGAGUCGUCUGUCAGAGAUGAGCAGAGGAUGCGGAAAAGAGAGAUCAAAAGAAUCAGGCCAAGGUGAAGUGAAUGUUCAGAGUAAGGAUAAACAAGAAAAAACAUCUAAGACCUUAAAAAGAUCAUCUAAAGAACAAAAGACCACUGAGAAAAGUUCUGUGGAAGAAAAUACUCCACACAAGAAACUGUGUUUUAUGGAAACAUUGAAUCUAACCAUUUCACCAAUUAAGAAGCCAGUGUUGUCCACUGGUAUCAGCCAGGAUGCUCUCACACCAGUGGACAGAUCAGACGAUAAGUCGCAUGCUCGUAUGGAAGAUAUGUGUGUCAUUCGUGAAGUAGACACCAUUGAAUUGGAAUCAGGGUUGGAAGAUGUUACAGAGCAAUGUCCAGAUACCCACGAAGAUCUAAGCACUGAAAAGACAGACAAGAGAUGUGAUAAUGCAGAAGAUGUACACGAAAAGGACAAGAACUGUAAGGAAAAUUCCUCUGGAAAACUACUUGAACUCAGUUCAGUCCACACUACCUCAGUACCUACCCAACCCCUAGAUAAUGCAGAGAAUCAGAUGACUGUAUACCCCACCUCUAAAUCACCAUGGAACAUUUCUCUAAAAACAACAGAAGGGGACAUUUUAAAAAAUCACAAGGACAGCACAAAGCUGUCCUCAGAAAGCAAGGCAGAAGACUAUGGACAACCAGAGGCUAUAGAUGGUGUCAGUGACACAUAUGGAAGCGUUUCCAAAGAACGCACAAGCAAUUCGUUACCCAAAGUAAACAAUACUGAUAGGUCUGUUACUGUUACCAAAUCUGUUGUGCUUGACUCAGUGGUAGAACUUUCAAAACAUUCAGUACAGCAAAGCCACACUGCGGAUUCAUCUGAAGAAGGUGCAGCCGCUUCAUCCUCCAGGUCUCCCCCUGUCUUACCUCCAAACUGUCAACAAGGACUCUAUCCUUUUGCUUCCUGUAGUUCCACUCACAAAAAAGAUGCUUGUGAUAUGCAAGAUGUUCCUAAAGAUACAGAUACUGUAUCCAGUACAAUAAACCUGGAAUUGCUUCCACGAGACGGGCUGAGUUUACCUCAGGCUAUUUACAUUUUAACACAGACAAGUGAAGACGCCAGCGACAGCAUCACAGCUGAGCCGAGCUCUUCCACUGGCUGUAUCGGAGUGUCCAAAGUUAGCAGUACAACAGAGGAGACGGUACUGCCAGAGAAGUACAGUGACCUCACUUUUACACCAAAGAAGAGCUUCAGUCCUGGAAAGAUUCAUGAGAAUAAUGUUGAGCCUUCCAGUUCAGUGCCAGUAUUUCUUGAUGAGGAUUCCAUGAUGCACACACUGAGCAAUCUGAAGAGAUUCCCUGAUGCCAUAAGCCCUCUGAGGAGCCCAGUAAGGAUAAUCAAAAGAAGUCACGUCAAUGUUCAUUGCAAGCCUGGUUAUGUCAAGUCCCUUCAAAAUGAUUUGUCUGAUAUUGCUAUUGAUGUCAACUCAAAGAAGUUGGAUGUAAACAAAGAGAACAAAUAUCCAGGUUCUCCUACAGAUCAUAACAUGCAAAAUAUGAUGGACAAGGUAUCUGACCUGCCUUCAAGUCUCUCUGAUACUGAACUGGAGGAAGGGGAAAUUUUAAGCGAAAGUAAUGAGACAGCUGCAGAUUCUCCUGUCCCUGCAACCAAGCGGGUGAAGUUAGCACGACCAGUCAGAAUUAAACCAAGUCCUAAGUUUUCAGAUUUUCCCCUCAAGACAGAAAGGCUUGUUGCUCCAAAUGAAAGUAGUGAAACCCCAGGUACAUCGACAUCAAGUCCAAAGACUCGUCUUAAAAUAGUUUGCCCUCCAGCAACUAAAGCUUCCUUUUCCAACAUAGAGGAUAUAAUGGAGACAUUCAAGUUGGUUCGCACUGAAAUCCGGAAAAAAUACAUGAAGCUUCACAAAACUUUUCCCAAAAAGAGCUUUUUUGGCAUGAUGGACAAGUUUCAGGCAUCUUUUUUAGAGUUUGUGGAUGGUGCUCAUUUUGGUCAAAUAUGCAGUCAAGCAGGGGAGUUGAAAUCCAGGCUGAGGAAACAGAUUGUAUCUGUGUUUAGCAAAGUAUCAAACAAUGGUAUUGUGAAACGCAUCUUUGAACAGCAAGCAAUUGAUCUGAAACAGAAGUUGUGGGACUUUGUAGAUGUCCAUGUUGACUAUUUGUUCAGGGACAUUCACGUGACACUGAAGAGCCUUUGCAAACCAGCAAGACUUCAGGCUGAGGAUAUGAAGCCCAGUGGGAACGAGAAGGUUUCCAGACAGUUUUCUGUGGAUAAGCCACAGUGUCAGCAGAAGGAAACACAGUCUCCUCCAACCGGUCUGAAUCGAAUCAAGCCUGGUGCUGUGAUGCCUUACAAAACAGGCCUUGGAAGCAGAGGCAAAGAUAUCCGAAUCACACAUGGGGAAAAAACCAGGAAUGUUGACCCGCAUCCAACACAGUGGCCAAAUACACUAACUGUAGCUAACUUACUUCCUCCGAAAAAUAUUCCUUCAACUCCAGAGAAAGAUAACCUGUCUUCUUUGGUUGUCUCUCAAAAUGGCACUUUGCUCGACAAAUCUGACUUUGAGAUUCUCACAGAACAGCAAGCAUCCAGUUUAACGUUCAAUCUGGUGAGAGACUCUCAAAUGGGGGAAAUCUUCAAAUGCCUCCUACAAGGAUGUGACUUAUUAGAAACCAGUGGCAUCGCAGGAGACAGCGCAGCCCGGGCCCUCAGUACUCCAAGGAAGGAUCAAGAGAGACUCAUCAGUAUAACCACUCCAGCUAAAUUUGACUCUCCAUCUAAAUUACUGUCUCCCACCAAAUUUGGUACUCCCUCUAAGCAUAUCACUGCAUGGUCCAGCAUUUCACCUCGUAGGAUGUCGUCUCCACAAUCAAAAGAUCAGAUCCUGCCAAAUUCAGCUUUAUUUGAUGAAAGUUGCUUGUUAGAAGUGCCAUCAGAUAAUAGAGCGAUGCUACAGUGCAAGCUGGCUUCAGAGAGGUCUUAUUCCAUUCUAGCUGAAGAUCUGGCAGUCUCCCUCACCAUUCCAUCACCCCUUAAGUCUGACAGCCAUCUCAGCUUCCUCCAGCCAUCAAGCAUGCAAAUGAUGUCCGCUCCAGACAGUGUCAUCAGCGCUCACAUAAGUGAGGAUGCCCUCCUGGAUGAGGAUGAUGCUACAGAGCAGGACAUUCACCUUGCCCUCGACACGGACAACUCCAGCUGUGGCUCCAGCAGCAGUGUGGCCUCAGUGGCACUUGCCACAUCUUUUGUGUUUCAGCCCGAUAGGCCCACACAAGUGUUAGUAAUGGAGAAGUCCAAUGAUCAUUUCGUUCUCAAGAUUCGCCAGGCAUCCGCAAGUGCAGAUACCACUAUCACUGCUGAUGAGAACUCAAAUCAAACACUAAGAGAAGAAGAUGUAGCCAUUCAAGGAAUUCAAGAACAAGCUUUCUCGUUGGACAAGUCACAGAAUUGUAGUGCUUCUUCAAGUGCUGUACCAUCAGGAAACAGUCUGUCUGACCAUGCUAAAGACUCAGGGAUCUGUCAAGCUAAGACUGGUUCAGAUAUAUGUCUCACUCGAGAUGAGAGCUUAACACUAACAAAUGAUCCAUCCCACAAAAAAGAAGAUACAUCAACUCAACAAAGUACCUCAAAACUUGAUUUUCCUGAGGAGUUGAAAAAACUGUCAGAGUCUCUGAAAAGUCUGCCUGAAACUCCUAGUUUGCACAGUGGUGCUCAAAGCUCUGAUCAUUUGGUUAUGCAGAUCAGCCAACCAGUGUGCCAGGCAACAGCUGGGGAAGGUGUCACAGACCCUGUUGCUGAGAGCAUAAAUCACUCGUGCCUUAUAAAAGAAAACAUUAACACUCAAAUAAGUCCCUCAAAAGCUUUUUUGUCUGAGCCACAGAAAUUAAUCAGUCCCUCUGAAAACGCACUGUCAGCUAGUAACCCACAGCACUUUUCUGAGAGCUCUGAAACAAAUCAAAGGAGCCAAACUUCACUAACCCAUUUUUCCAGCUCAGAGCAAGAUGGACUGGAUGUGUUGGAGUCUGAGAGAAGUCCCACCAUUGCAGAGGACAUAAACGGCACACCAGAGACAGAGCAGAGGGAUUGUGACAAAGGCAGAAAACGGAAGAAACACCUGGAUAAAUCAAAUGCAAAGCGGUCCAAAAAGGAAGAGGUGGAGAGCACAGAAGGAAUGGUGUCUAAUGUGAACACAGACUGUAAUAAGUCCAAAUCCGUCCCAAGUUCUCUGUCCCCUAGCAGUCUCUCUGCCAAGAAUGUUGUCAGGAAGAAAGGCGAGGUGGUGAUAGCAUGGACCAGAGAUGAAGAUCGAACUAUACUGACUGACCUGAAGACAAAAGGUGCUUCACGUGAGACGUUCUCUGCCUUGUCAGAGAAACUCCAUAAGCCUUCAGGGCAGAUUGCUCACCGAUUUUACCAGCUCAUGAAGCUUUUUAAGAAGCAGGAGAAGAUGGAUACCUGAUCCCUCAGAGAGCUGUGCUUUGCUUUAUGUGGCAGCAACACAGACAUGUAGGCUACUGUUCAUGUGAUGUGGUGCAGAAAGACGUGAACUCAGAGUGGCCGAGUCAUUACACGUUAGACUUCAACAGUAAUGACCCAGCAGAAGUGACAAGGUUGAUUGAAAAGAAGAUAAAUUGUUCAGUCAACAUCAGCAUUACUGAUUUGAUUCACUUCUUGUUUUUUAGCAACACAUACUGCAAUCACUAUUUCAGCAUUGGUUCUGGGCAUUUGCUGAUAGAUGGUCCUCAGUACAGCAUCUACAUCCUUAUGUUCAGUCUCCAGAAGUCCUUGGCUUAGUUUUACAUGUUUUCCUCAGUUAGAAAGUUAGAAAAAACUUCAUUUGGAUGACAAUAACCUACUUCCCAGUGUAUCCGCUUUUUUUCACCGAAAAUACGGCUGACUUUUUAAUCUUCCUAAAAUUAGCAGACAUUCACUGGAAACAACACCCGGCAGUACACCUUUAUCUACGAGACUUAGUUUGGGUCUCGUUUUUUUAAAUAAAUCAGUGAUAUUACUGAUCUUAUCUUAAUGUGUAUGUGCCUAAAGGUUGUGUUAAAAUAUUUACAUGUCCAGUUGAUGUAGAGGACAGUACAUUUAUCUCUGUAAAUACAAAUUGAUUUUUUUUUUCCUGUGGGCCUCAGUGGCACUUUGUUUGACUCAUCCUGUUUCUUAUAAAUA
Molecule: messenger RNA, 6862 nt
Organism: Monopterus albus (swamp eel)
Lineage: Eukaryota; Metazoa; Chordata; Actinopteri; Synbranchiformes; Synbranchidae
Gene: casp8ap2
Product: caspase 8 associated protein 2
Exons: 11
Coding region: 351-6146 (1931 amino acids)
Biological process (GO): extrinsic apoptotic signaling pathway via death domain receptors; Fas signaling pathway
Cellular component (GO): PML body; mitochondrion
Molecular function (GO): transcription corepressor activity
Source: RefSeq, a predicted model, not a curated record